Aspergillus sclerotioniger CBS 115572 is the source of this 351-nucleotide messenger RNA. RefSeq lists its product as uncharacterized. The record is from RefSeq and is a predicted model, not a curated record. The transcript is spliced from 3 exons. Bases 1 to 351 code for a protein of 116 amino acids. NCBI's taxonomy places the organism in Eukaryota, Fungi, Ascomycota, Eurotiomycetes, Eurotiales, Aspergillaceae.
AUGGCUCCCCUGCCGCCCCACCUAAUGUUUCUCGACGCGACUAUCCUUAAACCCAUCAACAUUUUCAUGAACGUGAACUUUGCCACCUAUCCCAUCCCCCUACCGGGCGAUGAAGGGCUCACGCGAUACCGACCGCACCUCCUGCACGCUUCGCGGGAGACGCUGAAGGUCUACCUCGACCUGGACACGAUGUGUCCGGAUACUAGCUCGCUGUUGAUCCUAUUGUUACAGGCAGCUAUGCGACUGUUUGCCGAGGAGUCGCUGCAGCCACUAGUGCCCACGGAGCGCUGGCUGCGUCGCAAUAUCUUCUGGGCACUGCAUAGCGCCUCGCGGUACUUUGGCAUCAUGUAG